GGCGCGAAUGCGCAAUGGAGAAGGGAAGCGGGGACCUUCCUGGAGAGAGCCUGGAGAUCUAAGGAAGGGGGAUUUGGGGUUUGGAAGGGGGCUGGCAGAUCCCCAAGCCCUUCCCCGAGGCUCUGGUAAAGGGGGUGAAGCUCUCCCGGAGGUGCAAACACCAAGCCAUGGAGGCAGAAGAGGAGGAGGCGAGGAGGAGCUUUUUCCAGCGCCUCCCCAAAGUGGAGCUCCAUGCACAUUUGAACGGCUCCAUCAGUUCCGACACCAUGAAGAAACUGAUGGCCUCCAAACCAGAACUUCAGUUGAGUGACAGAAUGACAACGAUUGACAAGGGGAAGAAGCGAAGUCUGGAAGAAUGUUUUCAGAUGUUUCAGAUGAUCCAUCGGAUUACCAAUCGGACUGAAGACAUAUUAAUGGUAACCAAAGAAAUUAUUCAGGAAUUUGCCACUGAUGGGGUCAAGUAUCUGGAGCUCCGGAGCACACCCCGAGACGAACCUGCCACAGGAAUGACUAAAAGAUCAUACAUAGAAGCUGUCCUCGAAGGCAUAAGGCAAUGCAAAGAAGAUGAGCUAGAUAUUGAUGUCAGAUUUCUAGUGUCGGUGGACAGAAGAACGGGGCCGACAGUUGCUAAAGAAAUAGUGAAACUGGCCCAAGACUUUCUCCUUUCCUCCGACGGACUGGUUUUGGGGCUUGACCUCAGCGGAAAUCCUAAUGCAGGACAUGGCCGGGACUUUUUGGAGCCUCUGUUAGAAGCCAGAAAAGCUGGCCUGAAGUUGGCAUUGCACCUUUCGGAGAUCCCAAACCAAGAAGAGGAGACCAGGCUUCUCCUGGGACUCCCACCUGACAGAAUCGGUCACGGGACGUUCCUCCAUUCCCCGUCAUCCCCGGAUCUCAUGGAGAUCGUCAGGAAAAACCACAUCCCCCUUGAAUUGUGCCUGACGUCAAACCUCAAAGCAGAGACCGUGCCUUCAAGCGACCAGCACCAUUUUAGCUUUUGGUACAACAUGGGGCAUCCUCUGGUGCUUUGUACGGAUGAUAAAGGCGUCUUUGCAACUGGCUUGUCUCAGGAGUAUCAGCUGGUGGCGGAUACGUUUCAUCUCUCCCAAGAACAGAUGUGGAACAUCUCCUAUCGUGCCAUCGACCACAUUUUUGCAUCCAGCCUGACGAAGAUGCAUCUCAAAGAACGGUGGCAAGAACUGAAACCAUCUCUACUUAAAUAGCAGACACUGAAUAUCAACAUGUGACUUACGUAGAGAAGACUUGGGCAAAAUGAAGUGUAUGGAUUGUAUGCCCCAAUCCUCAAUAUAUAUGUUAAGGAAAUGUUUACAAGGUUCCUUACGUUAAGCAGGAAGUCAACACAAAGCUCCUUAUGGUUAACACCAAUUAAGGAGAGUCAACAUCUGCCUGGAAGCCAGGAUCUUUCAGGCUGGAAAAACAUCUAUCAUUCAUUUAAAACUUUGGAACAACAUCAGGAAGAAAUAUUGCUAUAUAAGAGACCUUUUUACAAUCCAAAAUUGUGGUAGAGUGGAGUAGUCUGUCCCACCAAUCCUCAAUAUAUAUGUGUGCGUCUGUGUCAAAAAUAUAUGCUGUGUGGUUUGAAGGGAAUUGUAUGAAAGUUGGAAGAAUGGACCUAGUUGCUGAUGAGAAUUGUGAUAAUGAUUUAACUGUUGAACUUUGGGGGGGAAACUACAUUUUUACAUUAUCAGAGACAAUGGCUCUUUAAGUUAAGGAAAAUGUUUACAAGGUUCCUUACAUUAAGCAGGAAGUCAACUACAAGAAGGAGGUGAAGAAUUCAUGGAGUGUAAUUAAAAGUUGUUGAUGAGAACUGUGAUAAUGAUUAACUGUUGAACUUUUGGGGAAAAAUGUUUUUACAUUAUCAGAGACAAUGGCUCUUUAAGUUAAGGAAAAUGUUUACAAGGUUCCUUACAUUAAGCAGGAAGUCAACUACAAGACAGAGGUGAAGAAUUCAUGGAGUGUAAUUAAAAGUUGUUGAUGAGAACUGUGAUAAUGAUUAACUGUUGAACUUUUGGGGAAAAAUGUUUUUACAUUAUCAGAAACAAUGGCUCUUUAAGUUAAGGAAAUGUUUACAAGGUUCCUUACAUUAAGCAGGAAGUCAACUACAAGAUGGAGGUGAAGAAUUCAUGGAAUGUAAUUAAAAGUUGCUGAUGAGAACUGUGAUAAUGAUUAACUGUUAAAUUUUUUGGGGAAAACUAAGUUUUUACAUUAUCAGAAACAAUGGCUCUUUAAGUUAAGGAAAUGUUUACAAGGUUCCUUACAUUAAGCAGGAAGUCAACUACAAGAUGGAGGUGAAGAAUUCAUGGAAUGUAAUUAAAAGUUGCUGAUGAGAACUGUGAUAA
Messenger RNA from Anolis sagrei ordinatus, 2357 nucleotides. RefSeq names its product adenosine deaminase like (gene MAPDA). Gene Ontology annotation, biological process: adenosine catabolic process; inosine biosynthetic process. Gene Ontology annotation, molecular function: adenosine deaminase activity. Lineage: Eukaryota; Metazoa; Chordata; Lepidosauria; Squamata; Anolidae. The record is from RefSeq and is a predicted model, not a curated record.